This is a messenger RNA of Rhodotorula graminis WP1, 489 nucleotides long. RefSeq lists its product as uncharacterized. Lineage: Eukaryota; Fungi; Basidiomycota; Microbotryomycetes; Sporidiobolales; Sporidiobolaceae. The transcript has 3 exons. The record is from RefSeq and is a predicted model, not a curated record. Bases 1 to 489 code for a protein of 162 amino acids.
AUGCUCUCUGCCCUUCGCACCUCCCCCUCGGUCCUCCUCCGCUCGGCCGCCACCCGCCCUCUCGCCUCCCCAUCGGCCCUCCGCCUCAUCGCUCAGCGCCGCAACCUCUCCGACGACGCUCGCCGCAAGAUCGACAAUGUCGUGUCGUCCAACCCGCUCGUCCUCUUCAUGAAGGGCACCCCGCAGAUGCCUCAGUGCGGCUUCUCGCGCGCCGUGUGCCAGAUCCUCGAGGUCAACGGCGUCCCAGAGUCCAAGAUCGUCGCCUUCAACUGCCUCGAGGACCAGGAGCUGCGCGAGGGCAUCAAGGAGUACAGCUCGUGGCCGACCAUCCCGCAGCUUUACCUCGGCGGCGAGUUCGUCGGCGGGUGCGACAUCGCCCUCCAGCUGCACCAGUCGGGCGAGCUCGAAAAGCUCCUCGUCGAGCAGGGCGUCAUCGACGCCGACCCGAGCGACAAGGUCCAGGCGGGCGAUGCCGCGGCCAACAAGUGA